UUUAAAUUUAAAUUCAUCUGUAAGAUUUUUUUAAAACGUCGUUAAUAUUAUUUAAUUAAUAAAUAUCAAAGAAGACUUAUUUUCAUUUAUUAGUGAUUUUAUUUUAAAUAAAUUUUAUUAAACUGCAAUUGAAUUCCACUUAUUAAAAGGAAGAAUGGAUGGACAGAAGAUGAGAAUUGGCUACUGGAUGACAGAGAAGAAGUUUAAGAGGAUAAGAUUUAAGUUAUUUAUUGAAUUGUGCCGAAAUUCUGGCAUAGAAUGCGUGGAGUUGGAUUUGGAGAAAGAUUUAGAUAGCCAAGGUCCUUUCGACCUGAUUCUUCACAAACUGACCGACCACUUUGUUAAGACUGUUGAAGAUGGCUGUGUUAAUGUGCUUCAGAUGUUUCAAGACUACUGCAGCAGCCACAAAGAUGACGUUCUCAUCAUCGAUCCAAUCUCCAGCGUCUUCAAGCUCUUCGACAGAAAUGCCCAGUACAAACUCGCCGAAGAAUGCCAGAAAAUUGAAAUUGAUGGCACUUAUCCAUUCUUCAUUCCCUCAUUCGUCGAACUGAAAUCACGUGACAGCCUGGAGGAUGACGUCAUGACGAAAUUUCAUCUCUGCUUUCCUAUUGUUUGCAAAUCCAGCAUCUCAGUGCACUUGAACAUGGAUAACUUGCCGAAGAACAUUCAACACCCUGAUGAAAUGAUGAUAGUCAUGAAUGAGGAUGGCCUCCGAGAAGAUGUUAACUUCCCGUGCGUCCUUCAAAACUUCAUUAACCACGACGCCAAACUGUUCAAAGUUUUUGUAGUUGGCGACAGGCAUUUCGUUGUUGCUAGGCCUUCAAUUAAGAAUUUGUACGCCAAUGAAAAUGCAAAGACAAUUCAUUUUAGGAGCAGUGAUAUCUCCAAGUCAAAUUCGACUAGUUAUUUGAAUGUUAUGGAUGAGAACCAAAAGACGGAUGUGGUAGUGGUAGUGGAUGAGGGAAGGAUCGGUUCGCUGGUGGCCUGCCUGAGGUUGCGACUCGGCUUGGACCUGUUCGGGGUUGACGUCAUCGUCGAGAAUGCCACUGGCAGAUACGCCAUCAUCGACAUCAAUCCAUUUCCGGGUUAUGAUGGAGUUAUGGAUUUCCCUAGUGUUCUGUUGGAAUUUAUUCGGAGAAAGCUGACAAUUUUUAAACAUCAUCAUCAUCAUCAACAACAACAUCAUCAACAACAACAUCAUCAUCAUCAACAACAACAUCAUCAUCAUCAACAACAACUUCAUCAUCAUCAUCAACAACAACAUCGGCCAAUCGAAAUUUCUCAAAACCUAUCAAAUGUAUUAUCAUUGAAUAGUUCGUCUGCUAGUAACGAAGUUUUUUGUGUUUCGUCAUCAUCAUCAUCAUCACCGCCGCCAAACAUUAUACCAUCAUUACCAUCAUCAACCGUGACGUCAUCAUCGCCGACUAUGACGUCGUCGCCAUCGUGAUUUUAUAGCGCUGAAUUUAUAUUUAGAAAAAAUGUUUUUAUAACUCUUAUAAUUUUAGGUCAAGUGAUAAAUUAUUUUCUUUUAUUUUAGAAAAUUAUAACUAGCAAUAGAAAUAAUAAUUAUAGUUAUAAUAAUAUAGUAUUAAGAAUCUAUUUAGCAUUUUUCCAACUUAUUUUUGUGAGAUUUCUUCCCUGCUAUACCUCCUUUUAACUUUAUUCACUCAAUUAUUUUAUUGAUUAAUUAAAUUUAUUUAUUAAAUAAAGUUUUGACAAAAAAAUU
Helobdella robusta is the source of this 1726-nucleotide messenger RNA. RefSeq lists its product as hypothetical. The coding region runs from base 155 to 1447 and encodes 430 amino acids. The transcript has 12 exons. Gene Ontology annotation, cellular component: cytoplasm. Gene Ontology annotation, molecular function: ATP binding; inositol-3,4,5,6-tetrakisphosphate 1-kinase activity; magnesium ion binding. The record is from RefSeq and is a predicted model, not a curated record. Gene Ontology annotation, biological process: inositol trisphosphate metabolic process. Lineage: Eukaryota; Metazoa; Annelida; Clitellata; Rhynchobdellida; Glossiphoniidae.